UCAGGGUCCUGUUUUCAUCAGUUUCCAGCUGACCCCAAGAGGCCUCUGCAGGAAGUGGGCCACUGUCCGUAAUCUUUGUGUUUCUUCUGUUCCCGUGGUCAAGCCGUCACACCCUCCACUCCAGCUAGCGGCUGCUCUUUAACUGCAUCUGCUCAGUGUCACCGGGACGGGUAAGCUGCCUUCCCCCAGACCAGGGUGCUGUGUCUGCUGCCACUCGCCUUCCAGAAAGAGCACCAGCCGACCAAGCCUCGCUGACCAGGGGGACCGGCCCAACAGCCGCUCCUGAACAGAAUGGAAGGGCCCCAGAAGAGCAGUUAUGGAACACUGGCUGAAGGUAGAGUAGAAGAUAACUGGUAUGCAACAUCAUCUUCAUUGAGGAAGAGACGAGGAGCCAAAACAGCAAAACAGAAGAGCGCAACAGCGAAAAACAGAACAGCACACACACCCAGACACUACAAGAGGCCAACCGGGCAACCCACCAAGAAACCACAAAGGGACACAGACACACAGAACCAGAGAAACAGACGAACAGCCGAGACACCCACAAACCCCCAAGCCAAGACCCAAACGCAAAAGACCAACAAAGACACCAGGAAAUCAGACACGCCCACCGCCCCCCGGCCCCACGGCCCCACCCGGGGCACCCAGCGACCCAGCUGCACCGCCCACGAGCCCAGGACCGGGAGGACGGGAAAAGAGGGAAGGAGGGCAGGGGGCAAGAGACAAGGAAACACCCCAUCAACCCACACACAAAAAGGAAAGACCGAGACAGUGAGACAUUAUGUGGCGAACACCGACAACCACAGCCUGAAGCGCCUGGUGCGGGAGAGUGAGUGGAGGUACUGCGCCUUCAACAACAGGGCCACGAGGGAGGAGCAGCGGCGGCAGCUGGAGGAGCUCAUGGCUGUGGUGGAGAGACUGGAGCGGGAGCGCGAGGGCUCCUUCUAUAGCAACGGCCUGUUCCUCGAUGCUGAGAUGCUGCAGCGAGGCAGGGACGGCCCCUGCCGGGAAGACUACAGGCAGUACCUGGGCAAGGUGAGGCAGCAGGUGGAAAAGCAGAAGCGAGAGCUGAGAGAGGAGGAGAGUAACUGGGCGGCCAAGGCGCUGCUCAGGGCCCGGCGCUGCGUGGCUUCACACAUGUUAAUAUCUGUCCUUCUUGCCAUAGGUGCUCUGAUUUUUAUUGUCAUUUUAAUUGCCUUGUCUACUUCUCAUGGAUAGUCAGCAUUUUCAGGUGAUUUCUACCAUCUAUCUCUCCAUUUUCUUUUUCAGAGUACAUACAGCGCUUUGCUUUUUGUAUAACUUCAUUCCCAAUUUCCUUUCUUGGAUGACUUCAAGUGCUUUUAAGUAAAUAAAAUA
Otolemur garnettii (small-eared galago) is the source of this 1356-nucleotide messenger RNA. Its product is annotated as GTPase IMAP family member 5-like. The coding region runs from base 292 to 1218 and encodes 308 amino acids. The record is from RefSeq and is a predicted model, not a curated record. Gene Ontology annotation, molecular function: GTP binding. Lineage: Eukaryota; Metazoa; Chordata; Mammalia; Primates; Galagidae. The transcript has 3 exons.